Messenger RNA from Carcharodon carcharias (great white shark), 2467 nucleotides. RefSeq names its product rho GTPase-activating protein 25-like. Gene Ontology annotation, biological process: negative regulation of small GTPase mediated signal transduction; phagocytosis, engulfment; activation of GTPase activity. The record is from RefSeq and is a predicted model, not a curated record. Gene Ontology annotation, molecular function: GTPase activator activity. The coding region runs from base 14 to 2080 and encodes 688 amino acids. NCBI's taxonomy places the organism in Eukaryota, Metazoa, Chordata, Chondrichthyes, Lamniformes, Lamnidae. Gene Ontology annotation, cellular component: phagocytic cup. The transcript has 11 exons.
CACAGGAACAAGGAUGUGGGUUGGCAGACACUUAAACAGGCUGAAUCGGGAACCAAACUACACACAGGACAAGUGCCUGCAACUUGAAGACAAGAGGUCGCCUUUCCAGAAGCGAGAAAGCAUGUCACUGAAGCUCCCUCGGAAUGUUUGGGAUUUUAACCUGAAAGACGGCGGCCGAAUAGGUCGUUCAAAGAGUGUGAUGCCAACUGACCAUGGCACAGCAUUAAAUAGAGCUUCAUCUCCCAACACAAUGGAACGCCCUGUGAAGUCAGGCUGGCUAAAAAAGAGGAGAUCUCUAAUGAAGCAGUGGCAGUCUCGCUGGUUUGUUCUUCGAGGAGUCUACCUGUGUUAUUACAAAGAGGAAGAGGAUGGGAAGCCACAGGGUUGCAUUCUCCUCAAAGAUAUCAAGGUCAAUGAAGUACCAUCAAACCCUGAAGAUCCAGGAAAGUUCCUCUUUGAGAUCACCCCAGUGGGCUGCAGUGAUCAAGACUGGAUAGGAAGUGGUUAUGACACACAACUGCUGAUGGCCAAUUCGCAGAAUGAAAUGAAAGAUUGGGUCAAAGCAAUUCGCCGAACAUUGGGAACAUCAAGUGGAGCUGUCUUUGAUCAGCGUUUAGCAGAAACCAUGGCAUACGAGCAGAAGUUUGGGAAACACCCGGUGCCCAUGAUAGUGGAGCAGUGUGCAGACUUCAUUCGCCAGCAUGGACUGAAUGAGGAAGGAAUCUUUCGCUUACCAGGGCAAGACAACCAAGUCAAAGAACUGCGAGAUGCCUUUGAUUCUGGAGAGAGGCCAACGUUUGAUAGGGAUACAGAUGUGCACACUGUAGCCUCUCUGUUUAAGCUAUACCUCAGAGAGCUCCCGGAACCAGUCAUCCCUUGGUCUCAGUAUGACAACUUCCUUGCAUGUUGCCAGUUAAUGAGCAGCAACGAAGAGGAGGGGCGAAAGGAGCUGAUGACACAGCUGUCUUUAUUGCCUCAGGUAAACUGCAACCUGCUCAGCUACAUCUGCAGAUUUCUCCAUGAAGUGCAGCUCAACUCCAGCAUCAAUAAAAUGAGCGUGGACAAUUUGGCGACUGUCUUCGGGGUGAAUCUCCUCAGACCCAAAAUCGAAGAUCCCGUGGCCAUCAUGAGAGGGACACCACAGGUUCAGAAGCUGAUGACUAUUCUGAUCAGCAGCCACGAUGAACUGUUUCCAAAACAUGAGGAUAAGCCUCCUUCCCCUUUGAGAAUCUCUGCACAACGAAGUAUGGUUGGUUGGGGUGCUGCAGAGUUUGCAACAGGAGUGGCAACCAGGACACACAGGCGCUGCCAGAAUGAUGGGAAUGACAACAGCAUGCCAGAGGAGAGCGAAUUGGAAAACUGGAUGGAAAGCCCCAGGAAAAGGACUCAAACACUCCCAGCCAGGAAAUGCACAGAGAUAUCUGACAGUGUGAACGAAGGUAUUCCCAGCACUCAGAACUGGAACACCAAGAGUUCCCAGGUCAGGAAUGACAAGGAAGCUGUGACUGAGGGGCACAGAAGGUGUCUUUCGCAGGACAUUCUGAGAGCCUCAGCUUCCUACCAGUUGCUCUGCACUUCUGAAACCUCUCCAACAGCAACCUCUGCUGCUUCUUCUCAGGAUAAGGAUGGGUCUGCUGCACGCAGUCCCUCACCCUCUCUGGACAUGGUCAGCCAUCAAACAGCCAACUCCCUGUUACAGACCAGUCAAAGCCUCACGGCAAAGACCCAACAGGAAAAAGCUGAGCUGGAUAGCGGAGGAGAGGAAAGUGAGGCGAAGGUGGGGGAAAUGAGCAAGGAGCAGCUCCUGAAAUUGAUCGCGAAGCUGAGGGAAGAGUUUCACAGCAAGAGGGAAAGUUACGUCGAGAGAAUUGAAAGCCUCGAAAAGGAGAAUUACGAAGUUUGGUCCAAGGUUGUCCGUCUCAACAAACAGAUAGAAGAAAAUAAGAAGCAAUUCGAAGCCCUGGAAAUCAGGUUCCGCAAUGCAUUUCGGGCACAGAUGGACGCUGAGAGACGCAACCAGGAGCUGGAGGAGGAGCUAAAGGGCUUCUUUCAGACAGAAAAAGAAAACGACAGAUCUUAAAUCCCCAAGAAGUACUUGCCGCAGAAGAAAGAGUCCCUUUUAGAAGGACUAAGCUGACUGGGAACAAAGAAAUCAAAAUCUUCCACUUUUACAUUUCCGUUCUGCCAGUUUAUCACAGAGACAUAUGAACAUGCGAGUUAGGAACAGAAGUAGGCCAUUCGGCUCCUCGAACCUGCUCUACCAUCCACUAAGAUCAUGGCUGAUUUGACUGUAACCUCAACUCCGCAUUCCUGCCUACCCCGAUAACGUUUCACUCUCUUGCUUACCACAAAUCCAUCUAGCUCUGUCUUAAAAAUAUUCAAAGAUUCUGCCUCCACCACCUUUUGGGUAAGAGAGUUCCAAAGACUCACGACCCUCUGAGAGAAAAAAUUUCUCCUCAGCUCUGUU